Messenger RNA from Ochotona princeps (American pika), 2810 nucleotides. It is a transcript of the gene CHAT, whose product is annotated as choline O-acetyltransferase. The transcript has 14 exons. Gene Ontology annotation, cellular component: cytoplasm; neuron projection. Gene Ontology annotation, molecular function: choline O-acetyltransferase activity. The record is from RefSeq and is a predicted model, not a curated record. Gene Ontology annotation, biological process: acetylcholine biosynthetic process; neuromuscular synaptic transmission. Lineage: Eukaryota; Metazoa; Chordata; Mammalia; Lagomorpha; Ochotonidae. The coding region runs from base 16 to 1959 and encodes 647 amino acids.
CCAGGAGUCCCCAAGAUGCCCAUCCUGGACAAAGUCUCCCAGAAAAUGGCAACGAAAAUGGCCAGCAGUGAGGAGGAGCCUGAGCUGCCCAAGCUGCCAGUGCCCCCCCUGCAGCAGACGCUGGCUACCUACCUGAAGUGUAUGCAGCACCUGGUGCCCCAAGAGCAGUUCCGGAAGAGCCAGGCCAUUGUAAGGCGGUUCGGGGCCCCUGGUGGCCUCGGCGAGACCCUGCAACAAAAACUCCUGGAGCGGCAGCAGAAGACAGACAACUGGGUGUCUGAGUACUGGCUUCAUGACAUGUAUCUCAACAACCGCCUGGCCCUGCCUGUCAACUCCAGCCCAGCUCUCAUCUUUGCUCGGCAGCACUUCUAUGACACCAAUGACCAGCUCAGGUUUGCAGCCAGCCUCAUCUCUGGGGUGCUCAGUUACAAAGCCCUGCUGGACAGCCACUCCAUCCCCACGGACUGUGCCAAGGGCCAGUUGUCCGGACAACCCCUCUGUAUGAAGCAGUACUACGGACUCUUCUCUUCCUACCGGCUCCCCGGCCACACCAAGGAUACCCUGGUGGCCCAGAAGAGCAGUGUCAUGCCAGAACCCGAGCAUGUCAUUGUAGCCUGCCGUGAUCAGUUCUUCGUCUUGGAUGUUGUCAUAAAUUUCCGCCGUCUCAGUGAGGGGGAUCUGUUCACUCAGUUGAGAAAGAUAGUCAAGCUGGCUUCCGGCGAGGACCAGCGCCUGCCUCCCAUCGGCCUGCUGACGACAGACGGGAGGAGCGAGUGGGCCGCAGCCAGGACGGCCCUCGUGAAAGACUCCACCAACCGGGACUCGCUGGACAUGAUUGAGCGCAGCAUCUGCCUCGUGUGCUUGGAUGCGCCAGGCGGCGGGGACCUCAGUGACACCAGCCGGGCGCUGCAACUGCUUCACGGUGGAGGCUGCAGCAAGAACGGGGCCAACCGCUGGUAUGACAAGUCCCUGCAGUUUGUGGUGGGCCGAGACGGCACGUGCGGCGUGGUGUGUGAACACUCCCCGUUUGACGGCAUCGUCCUGGUACAGUGCACGGAGCACCUCCUGGCACACAUGAUGCAGAGCAGCAAGAAGCUGGUGCGCGCCGACUCAGUCAGUGAGCUCCCGGCCCCCAGGAGGCUGCGGUGGAAGUGCUCCCCGGAAAUCCAAAGCCACUUGGCCUCCUCAGCGGAGAAGCUUCAACAAAUAGUCAAGAACCUCGACUUCACUGUGUACAAGUUCGAGGGCUAUGGGAAGACUUUCAUCAAGAAGCAGAAGUGCAGCCCCGAUGCCUUCAUCCAGGUGGCCCUCCAGCUGGCCUUCUACAGACUCCACGGGAGACUGGUGCCCACCUACGAGAGUGCGUCCAUCCGCCGCUUCCGCGAGGGCCGCGUGGACAACAUCCGCUCGGCCACCGCGGAGGCCCUGGCGUUUGUGAGAGCCGUGGUGGACCACAAAGCUGACAUUCCGGAUCAGGAGAAGCUGCAGCUGCUGAGAGACGCCAUCCGCGCCCAGACGGAGUACACCGUCAUGGCCAUCACAGGGAUGGCCAUUGAUAACCACCUGCUGGCACUACGAGAGCUGGCCUGGGACCUGUGCAAGGAGCCCCCUGAGAUGUUCACGGACGAGACCUACCUGAUGAGCAACCGGUUUGUCCUGUCCACCAGUCAGGUGCCCACCACCAUGGAGAUGUUCUGUUGCUAUGGUCCUGUGGUCCCCAACGGGUAUGGGGCCUGCUACAACCCACAGGCUGAAGCCAUCCUCUUCUGCGUGUCUAGCUUCCACAGCUGCAAGGAGACAUCCUCUUUGGAGUUUGCCAAAGCCAUGGAGGCAAGCCUGGCUGACAUGAGAAACCUCUGCAGUGCACCACAGCCUGCCCCAGGCCAGCCACCUGCAACCAAGGAAGAAGGCCCAAGACCACGGUCAGGGCCGCUGACCUUGACGUCCAAUCACCACUAGGUUGCCUGUCCCCAAGCCCAGCCUCUGCAAAAGCCUACAGUGGUCCCUCGCCCUAGCUUUCUGCAACUUCCCAGGCUCCUCAGGACCCAGCCCUAGAGCACACAGAAGCCUUCCAUGGGGCUGGCAUGUUACCCAACAAUGGCCUAUUAUGCAUGAGAAUCAUCAAUAUUUAUCAUGGCACCUGCCACUCUGGGCACUGGCUCAGAGGCAGCCCGAGUGAAGCAGGGAGCUCCCUCCGUGGUCCUCUCAUUUCCUCCCCCUCUCCUGCCCCACAGCAGGCCCCAGCGUGUCCAGUGAGAGGAUGAGUCACCCCACCGCAGGCAAGGCACCUCAGUGAAUCACAGGGUGACCGCAAAGCUUCCCCUGAAGCAACCCACUGCCCCUGCACACACCCUCCACAGGCCAAGUUCACUGAUUGUGAUAUGGGCUAUCAAACACAUUGCUCCUUUGGCUUCCCAGGGGCAACCUUAUAUAUAGCUAUUCCAAAAGGGGUGGAGGCUUUUCACAGUAUUUCACCUGUGACUCCCCAGGAGUCCUGGCAGCUAGCUGUCUGCUUCCCAAGUGACGUCAAGGUCAUCAAAGGGACAGGUGCACAAACAGGAUGGAGUGGACCGUGCUCCUAGAGUCCUUCCUUCUGCAUUUCUCUGCCCCCUUCCCACUGCCCUGCCCUCUGACCAUGCUCUAAUAAGGUGGAGGAAAAAGAGGGCUGCCUAGGAGUUCGUCUUACUGUUCCCUGCUUUGUUUUGUGUAUUUCCAAGAGUGAGAUUUUACAGAAAUUCACGGCAAUGUUCAUUUCAGAAUUUGAGGGCCGUUGCCCAAGCAGGACAUCCUGACCAUUUGGUUGUUUUAUU